Messenger RNA from Prorocentrum cordatum, 1665 nucleotides. Lineage: Eukaryota; Dinophyceae; Prorocentrales; Prorocentraceae. The record is from the annotation of a GenBank genome assembly.
GGCGGAAGUAAAAAAUGGGCUUCCAAGAGAUGAACACGUUUUUGGGGUUCAGGGUUUCCGAAAUCUCGGCGUUAUGCCUCCGCCGAGGGGGGAUGAUCCCGGUCUCGGUGCUGGUGGUAAUGUGCGGACGUCCUAGGUCCUAGGUUGCCGAAAGAUUACCACCAGCACCAACAUCUAGGACCACCUUCUCCACUUGGAGGCACCUCCUGCGUUGGUGUUGGUGCACACUUACGGACCUUCAAGGACAGCGGUGACCCAGAGGGUCAUCUGCCAAGGGACGCCCAGCUGAUGCUCAGAGGAUGGCGAGUUGAGACAGCGGCAGUUGGCCUUCGGAGGGCACCCUCGUCGCCACGGUUGGAUGCCGCUCGGAAGACUUGUGCGUCUGGACCCCAGGAGGGGUCCCUGGACCGAUCCCAAGCUGACGCUGUCUCAUUUCUCCCUGCUCCGGGAUGCGGGCUGCCGUGCUGGGGAACCUGGCCAGCGCGUGCGGCAGCGUGGGCGAUCACCGCCGACAGCGCGAGCUGCUGCAGGAGUCGCUCCUCGCCAAGGAGGCCCUCCUCGGGCCGGGGGACCAGCAGGUGGCGAGCGCGUUGGCCAACCUGAGCAACGCCUGUGCCUCGUGCGGUGACUUCGAGGAACAGCGCCGCCUGCUGGAGCGUGCGCUCGCCAUCCGGGUCUCGGAUGCCAGCGCUCCGCCGGCAGACACCGCCAGGGUGCAGGCGCAGUUGGGUAUGUGUUUGGGCCAUCACGGUGAGUACGCGAGGCAGUGCGAACUGCUAGAGGAGUCCCUGAAGACGAUGCAGCUGGUGCAUGGGCGCGAGAGCCCCGAGGCAGCGGACAUCCUCGUGAAUCUGGGCGCCGCGUACGGGUUCGUGGGCGAUUCGCGGCGGAAGCAGGAGGUGCUCGAGCGCGCCAUCGCCAUCCUGGAGCGCGUGUACGGCGCCCAGCAUCGCAAAGUCGCCAUCGCGAAGUACAACCUAGCCAAGGCUUGCCACACUAAUGGCGACGCCAACAGAGCGCUAACACUGAUGGACGACGUAGUCGUUGUGUUUGCGGAGUGCUUUGGGCCCCAGCACGAUAAUACACAGAGCGCGAUGGGUGCCGCCCGGCUGUGGCGGCAACAGGUCGGCCUUGCUGUGAAGCCUUGGCGCAUACGGGUUUGAGCCGUUGAUGGUCCGUGCCAAGGGGUUCAAAGGCGCAAGCGCCCUCUUGAUUCUGCACCCGUCGACGAUGCCAAACUGAGUCUUGGUUUUAACCGGGGACCAACAAGGCUGGAUCAAGGCGGUACGCGCCACGGCUUGUUGGCAGUUGUCGUCGCGAAGAAUGGCACGAGUCGACACGGAGCAGCGGUCGAUGCCAGAUCAUGUCGCAGUGUGUCGUGGAGCGUUGUUAGACGUUCGAAGGACUUUUGCGCGCAGACCUCGUUGAACGAAGGUGGCCGACGCAUCAUCCACCAUGGGGAUUCCGUUGCGAAGCGCUGCCCGCAGGCAGACGCUUAAGCGGGCGGAAAGAGACGGCCGACAUCGAGCCAGGGUAUUUUUGUCCACCGCGCGGUAGGUGCGACCUGGACAUGACGUGCUUCUUGCUGCAAGGUUCUCUUGGCCGCGCCGCAGUCAGGGUUGCCAGAUAAUGCCAUACUUAAGCGUGAGCUUCGGAAAGAAAAAA